Lathyrus oleraceus (garden pea) is the source of this 1017-nucleotide messenger RNA. RefSeq lists its product as uncharacterized. The record is from RefSeq and is a predicted model, not a curated record. Gene Ontology annotation, molecular function: aspartic-type endopeptidase activity. NCBI's taxonomy places the organism in Eukaryota, Viridiplantae, Streptophyta, Magnoliopsida, Fabales, Fabaceae. The transcript has a single exon. Gene Ontology annotation, biological process: proteolysis. The coding region runs from base 1 to 1017 and encodes 338 amino acids.
AUGGAAAGUUUCAUUUCGGCCCAGACUCAGCAAAACAAAGAGUUCCUAAAUCAAGAUAUUCAUAUAAAUGAACUUAUCACACAAUUAGGAACUAAGGGUGAUUCGAUAAUCACUCACAAUAAGAUGCUUGAAACCAUAGCACAACAGCAAGUCCCUCGGGCCACACCUGGAGGGCAAUUUCCUAGACAACCUCAACCCAAUCCCCGAGGGCAGGCUAACGUUAUUACCCUACGAAGUGGGACCACCUAUGACGAACCUUUAAAAACAGCCUUGAGUGAACUAGAGGCUUCUAAGAAAAACGUUGUUUCUAUAGACGAAGUGGAGGAAGCAGAGAAACAAAAAGACCAGAAAGUGAAGGAUAAGGGAGAAGAUAAAGAUAAAGUUUAUGUUCCACCCUCUCCUUAUAAACCACCAACUCCAUACCCGCAAAGACUUAAACAUACAAAAAUUGAUAACCAAUAUAAAAAGUUUAUAAAAGUGAUCGAGAAACUCCACAUAGAAAUCCCUUUCACCGAAGCCAUCACCCAAAUACCAUCUUAUGCUAAAUUCCUUAAGGAUAUCUUAACCAACAAAUGUAGGCUGGAUGAUCCCAAACCUUUAGAGUGCAACUCCAUUGCGGAGAAUAAACUUUAUAAGAAGGAGAAAGAUCCCGGAAGCUUUUCCAUACCUUGUAUUUUAGGGAAUCAUGUUAUUGACAAAGCGUUCCUAGACUUGGGAGCAAGCGUAAUCCUGAUGCCUUUAGCAGUUUGUAGAAGGCUAAACCUAGGAGAAUUACAACCGACUAAGAUGUCUCUUCAAUCAGCCGAUAGAUCUGUGAAAUAUGCAGUAGGCAUAUUAGAAGAUAUCCCAGUUAGAAUCAGACAACUUUAUAUCCCAACAGAUUUCGUGGUAAUGGACAUUAAAGAAGAGGACGAAAUCCCGAUCCUCCUUGGUAGACCCUUCUUAUCAACAACAGGAGCCAUAUUAGAUGUUAAAAGAGGAAAAUUAACUUUUGAAGUAGGUGAUAAAAAGAUAUAA